UGAAGAAUUAACAAAAUCUUGUUAAUGUAAACUAAAGUUAAAAUAACUUUUUUUUUCAGUGAGAUAAAAUGUAAAAUUCCUUACUAAUAAAAAAAAAAAUAAAAAACUAGUCUUCCGCCUUUACGUCAAAAGGGAGGUACCACCGGUGACGUCAUGACGCACAAGGAAGACACCCGUGGCAGGCUCCACUUGUGUCCGCUCAUUUGUGCCUGUGUCCACCGCUCUUUAGAUAGUAGCGAUGCCUGUGCAGAGCGUGCCUUUCCGGGACGCGCCGGUCCAUUCCCGGCUGCUCCAGCAGUACCUGAUCCUGCUGAAGAAUUACCCGAUCCUCACUAAGUCUCUGUCCAGUGGCCUUCUUUCAGCUUUGGGAAAUCUAUUGUCACAGAUCCUGGAGGCAAGAAAAAAGGCCAAAAGUGGAUCUCCAGCUAAUGAUAUAAAUGUGGCUGGAGCUGCAAGAUAUGCUGUUUUUGGGUUGCUUAUUACAGGACCAGUGAGCCAUUUCUUUUACCAGCUGAUGGAGCUGUGGAUGCCCACCACAGAUCCCCUUUGUAUAGUCAAGCGGCUGCUCCUGGAUCGCCUCAUUUUCGCUCCUGGAUUUUUGCUUCUAUUUUACUUUGUUAUGAACAUCCUGGAAGCUAAAGGAUGGGAAGAUUUUGAGAAAAAGAUGAGAAGCAGUUACUGGACUGCUCUAAAGAUGAACUGGAAAGUCUGGACCCCAUUUCAAUUCAUAAACAUCAACUUUGUACCUGUUCAGUUCCGUGUGCUGUUUGCAAACUUCAUCGCUUUGUUUUGGUAUGCCUACCUUGCAUCUGUGAGAAAAUGAAAACCAGCGGAGAUUUCUGCUCAUUAGGAUUUGACAGAGGACUGAGAAAAUACACCCAGCUUUUAAAUAUGUUACAACUUUGUGCCAUUCCUAAGAAAAGGUUUUUAACACAUUGCUGCUGCUGCUGCAACAGCUUGAAUGUAUGUCAACAUUUUUUUGAUUAAAAUAAUGCAAUAAAUCUUUUUUAAAAUCUC
Messenger RNA from Oryzias melastigma (Indian medaka), 1017 nucleotides. It is a transcript of the gene pxmp2, whose product is annotated as peroxisomal membrane protein 2. Lineage: Eukaryota; Metazoa; Chordata; Actinopteri; Beloniformes; Adrianichthyidae. Bases 239 to 823 code for a protein of 194 amino acids. The record is from RefSeq and is a predicted model, not a curated record. The transcript is spliced from 5 exons. Gene Ontology annotation, cellular component: cytoplasm; membrane.